AUGCGCUUCUUCCAGGCUAUCCUUUCCUCCGCGGCUUUCGCUGCUCUCGUCGCUGCCCUCGAGAUCAACGACUUCCCUGCCCAGGGUGUCGUUGCCGGCAACUCCUACACCAUCACCUACUCCCCGGCCGAUGAUGUCCCCACUACCUUCAUCCUCCGCCAGGGAAAGUCCACCGACCUUGAUGUCAUUGGCACCUUGACCACCACUGCUACCGGUGGAAAGUUCCAGUGGACCCCCAGCAAGGAUCUCCCCAGCAAGAGCGACUAUGCUCUUGAGAUCAAGCGCGGCGACACUGUCAACUACUCUGCCCAGUUCCCUCUUACUGGCGGCGCUGCCUCCGACAACACCCCCUCCUCUUCCAGCUCGCCUUCUUCGUCUGCCGCCCCCUCGUCCUCUGUCAAGCCCUCUUCUUCUUCGGCUUCUCCUAGCCCUUCGGCUUCCGGCUCCUCUUCCAUCACCUCGGCUGCUUCUAGCACCCCCUCCGCCUCUGUCUCCACUCCCGCUAGCAACUCCACCAUCAGCUCGGUUACUCUCUCCCGCACUCCUUCUCCCUCGGCCACCCGCACUCCCACCGGCUCUGCCAGCGUCCCCGAGGUCACCGCUUCCGGCGCUGACUCUAUCCUCGCCAACCCUCUUGCCGCUAUCAUCGGCGCUGCUGCUCUGGUCUUCUUCGCCUAA
Bipolaris victoriae FI3 is the source of this 678-nucleotide messenger RNA. RefSeq lists its product as hypothetical. The coding region runs from base 1 to 678 and encodes 225 amino acids. The transcript has 2 exons. The record is from RefSeq and is a predicted model, not a curated record. Lineage: Eukaryota; Fungi; Ascomycota; Dothideomycetes; Pleosporales; Pleosporaceae.